Euleptes europaea (tarantolino) is the source of this 2811-nucleotide messenger RNA. RefSeq names its product RNA sensor RIG-I (gene RIGI). The record is from RefSeq and is a predicted model, not a curated record. The transcript is spliced from 18 exons. The coding region runs from base 1 to 2811 and encodes 936 amino acids. Gene Ontology annotation, molecular function: double-stranded RNA binding; single-stranded RNA binding; ATP binding. Lineage: Eukaryota; Metazoa; Chordata; Lepidosauria; Squamata; Sphaerodactylidae. Gene Ontology annotation, cellular component: cytoplasm.
AUGACCCACGAGCAGAAGCAGAAUCUCCUCGUCGUCGCCCCUUAUAUCGAGAAGACGCUGAAUCCGAAAUACGUCUUGAGUUUUAUGAAGACUUGGCUCACUGAUGAGGAUGUAGUGAAAAUUCAGAUGGAAGGACAGAAGAACGGUCCAACUGCUGCCGCCUCACUGUUUCUUCAAAUCAUUCUGCGCCUCACAGAGGAUGGAUGGUUCCGUGGAUUUUUGGAUGCUUUGGACAGAGCAGGUUACAAGGGCCUUUAUAAGGCAAUUGACUCCUGGGAUUUCCAGUCGAUUGAGAACCUGGAGAAGUAUAGACAGCUGCUGAAAAAGAUCGAGCCUACUUUGAGAGAGAUUGAUCCUGUCCAACUAUUUCCAUACUUAGAUGACUGCCUCCUGGACCAGGAGCGCGAAGAGAUUAAACAGAUUAAAAAUACCAGCGGCAAAGGAGCAAGCGCAAUAAAAUUUGUGGAAUGCCUGUAUCGGUCAGAUAAGGAAAACUGGCCCAAAACCUUUCAGCUGGCACUGGAUAAGACUGAAUUUGACACUUCCCUCAAUCUCUGGAGGAGUUUGACAGAUGGUUCAGAUCACAGUGAUACAACAGAUGGUGAAAUGACAGAUGAAGAUGAGGACAGCUGUGCUGUUGAUAUAAAUGUGCAAUAUACUGAAGAAGUCCAGCCUGCCAAUUAUAGCCAGAAUGCCUGCUCCUCUUUGUGUUCUCCUGCAGAACCUUGUCAGCGGUCGACUUAUUUUCCAAAAGAGGCGAGAAGCUAUCAAACUGAACUUGCCCAGCCUGCUCUCAAUGGCAAAAAUACCAUCAUUUGUGCCCCUACUGGAUCUGGGAAGACCUUUGUGUCCCUUAUGAUAUGUGACUAUCACCUCCGCAACAGGCCUGCUGGGGUGAAAGGGAAGGUUGUCUUCCUUGCUACUAAAGUCCCAGUGUAUGAACAACAGAAGAAAGUCUUCCAGGAGCAUUUUGAAAGGACCAACUAUACUGUUACAGGCAUAUGUGGGGAAACAGCUGCAGAUACCCCGGUAUCCAUGGUUAUAGAGGGAAAUGAUAUCACGGUCAUGACACCUCAGAUUCUUGUCAAUUGUCUCAAUGAUGGAACCCUGCCUUCCCUUUCGCUGUUCACACUGAUGAUUUUUGAUGAGUGUCACAACACAACUGGGAACCAUCCUUACAGUGUAUUAAUGUCCAAGUACUUGGAUCUUAAAUUUGAACAAGCUGAGACACCACUACCUCAGAUUGUAGGAUUGACAGCCUCUCUUGGAGUGGGCAGCGCCAAAAAUCUUGAGGAGACCAUAGAACAUAUCUGCACAGUUUGUGCCUCGCUCAAUGCCCAGGUCAUAUCGACAGUCAAAGAGAACACGAAAGACUUGGAGGAGAUUGUUUACAAGCCUCAAAAAUCAAUUAACCUAACUGAGAAGCGUCCUCAAAGUCGCUUUGUGGACAUUAUUUCUCACAUGAUGUCUGAAACCGAAGCCCUGGCAAGAAAACUUUACCCUAUAGAUGCCUUGUCCCCCAUUAAGUGCAGAAGUUUUGGAACACAGAAAUACGAACAAUGGAUUGUCAAUGUACAGAAGGGAUGCUCAGUGUUGCAACUGCCGGAUAAGGAGGAAGAAAGCAGGAUUUGUAGGGCUCUUUUUAUUUACACGGAACACCUUCGGAGAUACAAUGAUGCCCUCAUCAUUAAUGAAGAUGCACGUACUCAGGAUGCACUGGCUUACCUGAAGGAAUUUUUUGAGAAUAUCAAGAGUGGAGGGUUUGAUGAAAUAGAAGAGAAGCUGACUUCGAACUUUGAAGAUAAACUGCCAGAGAUGAAUGCAAUUUCUCAAGAUGAAUCCAAUGAGAAUCCCAAAUUGGAAACAAUUACUUUCAUCUUGGAGGAAGAAUACCGCUUGAAACCCCAAACUCGUUCCAUUCUCUUUGUUAAGACGAGAGCUCUGGCGACAGCCUUGAAGAACUGGAUAGAGGAAAGCCCUCAGCUCAAACAUCUGAAGCCGGAUGUCCUGAUGGGACGCGGGAAGAGAAAUCAGAACACAGGUAUGACCCUGCCAAAUCAAAAAGGUGUCCUGGAUUCCUUCAAAAAUGAUGGGGACAGCAAGAUGCUCAUAGCUACAUCAGUAGCUGACGAAGGGAUUGAUAUUGUCCAGUGCAAUCUUGUCCUCCUGUAUGAAUACACAGGAAAUGUCAUCAAGAUGAUACAGGUUAGAGGUCGUGGCAGGGCAAAAGACAGCAAGUGCAUCCUUGUGACUAGCAAAAGUGAGCGGGCUGAAACAGAGCAAAACAACAUGUGGAAGGAGGAGAUGAUGAACAAAGCCAUUUUGAAACUGCAGAAGUGGGAUGAAGCUACGUUAGCUCAGAAGAUAAAUGACUUGCAAAUGAAACAAAAGUGGAAGCAAGAUUUCAAGAAAAAAGAAUCCCUGCCAAAGCCGAAGUCAGGCAGUCGAAGGCUGUUGUGUAGAAAGUGCAAAAAGUUUGCCUGUGACUCGGAAGACAUCAGGGUAAUUGAGAAAGCCCACCACACGGUCAUAGAUGAGAACUUCAGGCAGCGCUAUAUAACAAGGCCUCACGAGAAGAGAAUCAGUUAUGGCAACUUUGAGAAACGCUGCAAGGUAUACUGCAGUGAUGAAAAAUGUCAACAUGACUGGGGCAUUACUGUGAAAUACAUGACCUUAGAAGACCUACCCAUCAUCAAAGUGGAGAAUUUUAUAGUGGAAAAUGUUGUCUCCGGGCAGCAGAUUCAUUUCCGAAAGUGGAAAGAUGUCGAUUUUGCAAUGAAAGCAUUUGCCAUUAAAGAAAUGUCCGGCUGA